Molecule: messenger RNA, 1748 nt
Organism: Rotaria sordida
Lineage: Eukaryota; Metazoa; Rotifera; Eurotatoria; Philodinida; Philodinidae
Source: the annotation of a GenBank genome assembly
GCUACAGAGAAAGCAUUUCCCUAUGUUUAAGCUGAUUAACUCUGUUUUUAGUCAGCAAAAAGAUCUCAAUGAGAUAUUGAAAAUUCGAAGAGAAUUGAUUUUAUUAAGAUCUGUCUUCUCGAUUUGUGAUCAUUCAAAAAAUUUCAGACUUUAUCCAAGGUAUUUAAGAAGACAAACCAUCGUUUGCAAGUCUGAUUUUUUCGGAAUUUUAAGAAUGCUAACACAUGUUCUCGUUUUUAUAUUAAUAUCAAAUCCAGGAUCGAAAAGCAGACAGAGCGGGAGCAAGGGUCAGGAUGGAUGUACAAGUUCAUUUUGUGAAAUUGAGAUUUUCUUCAGUACAAUUGGGACGUGUUAUAGGCUUUCAUAAAAUAAAUUCUGUCAUGUAUAUAAAUCCAGUCGAUCUAAAAAAAGUAGAUUCCCAUAAUCCUUCGAAUUUUUGGUCUAAAUAAAUACUCUCUCCUUGAAAUAGUUAAAUAAUUAAAUCAAAAAAAAAACUUCUUCUGUAUUAGUUAUUCAAAGAAACCAAGUGAUCUCGCAAUUCAUAAUCUUGAGAAGUAAGUAUUUAUUUCAACAGAUGGUUAUAAACACUCUCAUAACUGUAAGAUUUCUAUCUCUAGAAUAUUUCUAGAUUCGUAAUAUCAGUUUUUAAUAUAUAAUUGAGGUAUUUUACCUGGCUAAAAAUUGAGUCAAUCAGCUUAAUCCUUUAUUCCUCGGAGUGGUUCCAGAAGAACCACUGAUAAAAUCGUCACAGAACUAGAAUAUUAGACUCUCCAAUAUGCUAAUGGUAUAAGCCGAUCCAUUAGGAUAGGUGUGGCUGUACGUGAUAGUCUUCCAUCUACAUCCACACCCGCAAAAAAUGACUUACAUAUGUUGUAUAUGCCAGCAUAAAAUAGUUUUGAUUUAGACUAUGCCAAUGCAAAGCUUUUCUAUCUUGAAGCAAAGCCGUUUCACUUUUCUAGCUUUUUGAUAUUAAGAAAUAUCAUGUUAUUCGUCGAAAAUAAUAUAUUUUCUUUAUUCGAAAUGUAGAAUUUUGUCAUAAUUCUCAUAAAUGCGAAAGCUUCGAAAAUGAUAUUGAUUUAAGUACAUGUAUAAAUAUUAUAUCAAGUGUGAAUAAUAUUCUAUCUCAUUUCAUUUUCUAGGCUUUCUAUCGUCUUUGUCGUAUUGUGUAUUCAAAUCAUAGAUGGUUUCAAUUUUACUGGCUUUAUGUCAUCGCAAUACCUGUUCAAUUAGUAGUAGCUUUUAUUGUUUUAUGUCCUAUUAUGAUAUGGCGUGAUGUCACAUAUUUACCUAAUGAAUAUUAUUGUUUGCCUGCAUUCACACAAACUCGUGGUAUUCUUUGGGGUACACUUACUGCUUAUGGAUUACCUGUCUUACUUUUAUCUCUUAUAUAUCUUCGUAUUACAAUAUUUAUUCGUCAACAACCCCUUAACCAAACAUUGAGGAUAAAGCAACGACAACAACGAGAUUUGGCCGCUAUUCAACGAAUUUUUAUUAAUGUUGGUCUAUUGUUGGCUCUUGGAACUCCAGGUGCAGUUCUUUUGAUAAUGUGCUUCAUCACUGGUAUUGAGCAUCCAUUAACCUAUCGUAUUAUGUGGGUUGGAUCCGCAGUAGCUAUGGCAAUAUUAAGUAUACAAAUAAUAUUUAUGACACCCCAAUUGAAAAAUAUUAUUACUAUAAGACGACAACAAAAUCGCGUGACCACCUUACGUGUUACAAUUCCAAUGAGGGUCAUUGUUACUAAUCAAUGA